Molecule: messenger RNA, 3553 nt
Organism: Paramuricea clavata
Lineage: Eukaryota; Metazoa; Cnidaria; Anthozoa; Malacalcyonacea; Plexauridae
Source: the annotation of a GenBank genome assembly
UCUUCCUACAGCUGUCUGAGAUUGCCCAAUAAUGAUGUUGCAGACUGCAUUCUACUCCUGAAGAAAUGUGACCAGGUAUAUAGAUAUUCCGUCUUUUAUUAUAUUUUAAAUUUAAACAGAGAUGCUCCCUUUGUUUGCUCACAGGACUUACUAGUCUUACAGUAUAAGUGCUUAUCCCUUUCUUCACUCGCAGGACUACUAGUCUUAUAAAACAUCAUCCUGCAAUAUCCACAUAUACUGGAACCACUGAGGAAGUGUGCAGGUUUUCUACGUAUGGGUGGUGCAUGAUGAUGCCUUAGGCGUAAAAAAAAACCAACCUGUGGUUCCGGUUUCAUAUCGUGAAAAAAUUAGGGUCGGUAGGUCGGAAAUAAAUUUUUUUUUGAAUAUUUGUUUCAUGGUUUUGGCGUUUUUUUUUGCUGGGCGAUUUGCAGUAGAGUCCCGACAUCAAUGUUAACUAGAGAUGCGUAUUUCCUAUGGACGAAUUUAGGCAAUUUGGUUCAAUAAUUAGUGUGACAACAGACGCCAUUUUGGCAAGCUGUAUGAGCAGCCCGCAACCACCUGGAGAAAAUAGGGUUGCACGGUCAAUCGCGUUGAAAAAAUAAUAGGGUCGGCAGAAAAAAAUAGGGUCGGUCGGGAACCGGAACCACAGGUAUUUUUUUUACGCCUUACUUUACUGCCCGCUCUCCUCUGCUGUCUGCAACGCUACUAUCCCAACAUUGUAAUGGUAUACUGUUAUUUGAGAGGGCCGAAUCUGCUUUUUGUCGUUCUGUUACGUUUUGCAUUAUCUUUUGUUUACAACGCUUAUAUAUUGGCAUUUUAUCACAUUUGGGUGACUGGACAGUUGCUGUAGCAUAGUACAAUAUAUUUGCGUGUUAAAGUGCAGUAUACUUGUAUAAAUAUGGCUGUAUAACAACCUCGACAUGUUGACGUAUUUAUCCCAUUUAAGCAUUCUAAGUAUUUUCUCCUGACCUGAGAAAUUAAUACAAGGUGAUUGGCUCACAGUUCAUGAGAGCGAGGUUCCCAGGCCAAAUGACGUAAUUAUCGAAAGCGCGUGUUACAACUAGUAAAUCGUUUCAAUGUAAUCGUUUCAAAAAUCUAAGAUGCAGGCAACCGUAUAAUGCCAUCAUCUCGUCAAAUCAUUUGUCGUAGAUCAUUAUAGGGACUUCGAAGUUUACUGAAUUUCUUACCAUUAUCUGAAUUGACUUUGAUGAGGAUUUUCAUUCAAGUCAGAAUUUUCAUUCAAGUCAGAAUUUUCAUUUAUGUGUAUGAAUAUAUGAGUGUGUGAGCAGAGCAACUAACGAGGGUUGGCCAGUAGCCCUAAAACAGCGGAUAAACUAGUGUCCGUAUGAAUACAAAUAAAACAUCGAGGCAUUUCGAGCGAAAGCCUUUCGUGAGGAAGUUAGUAGCCAGGCUUAGCGAUAGAAGAUAAAUAUCAUUAAUGAUUCAUGAGUAAAUUAGCCAACCAUAUUGCUUUAUUUUGAUAAUACUGGAUACCUGGUGAAGUGUUUUGAUCAAGUCCUAGGACUGGAUCAAAACUUUAAUUCAAUCCUUGGACUGGAUCAAAAUUAAUUCACCUCACUUUAAGCGGUGAUAUAUUCGUACGAGAUGUCAUUUCAAAUCCUCCAAUUCGGACUGAUGGACGGACCAACUCGGCUUCGCCUCAGACUUGAUCAAAUUGCGCAAACUUGAAAUAUAGCCCAGUCCUCAUAGUCGGACUUGAACUAUUACAAUGACUUACUGUACCAUCUCAGUCCGGAGAUUAUUACAAAAUCUCUUGAGAUUCACCAUUAUCUUUGGAUUUCUUCUACACUAUAAACUCGAACGAUCCGUAUAUCAGGUAUAGUUGAAACCAUUUCCAUCUCAAUUUUCUGGUGUUUUUGGUACUACCUACGUUGACAAAUAUCGUUCGAUUGUAUGCCCUCGUAAACAAGAUUUUUCUUAGUCAUCGUUGUUCUUGUUGGAAGUAUAAAACUACAAGCGUACUUUAGAUUGCAUCCAUGAUGUAGUGACAACUUCCAAACGCAAGUUCAUAAAAUAAGUAAAGAUGAACUUUUCGUGUGACGAUAGAUUUUUUUAUUGUUUCAGGUCGUUUAUAUACUCGGUAGCGUAUCUUUGCGAAAAGCUGCCGGAACUUUAUCAAUCCAUGGACAUCAUUUAGUUGAUGAGCGAUGGUAUCCAGCUUGUUCUAGUGGUGCAAACCUUGUAACUCUUGAGUGUAGUUCUCGUCGUCGUGUCAAGUGUACAAGUGAACUUUUGAGCCAGAUAGUUGACGAUGAAACCAGAAAGGCUGUUCAAGUCAAGCUCAGAAAGAAUAGUGAUGUUGGAUGUAUUGUAUUAUUGAAAGGAAAUUGGCUUGUGUCAAGAAUGCAGUGUGAGGACGCGUUUGAUAUUAGCUCGAUAACUGUAAGUAUGAUUGUCUAUUUUUUAGUUCGUGGUCCCAGUUAUCAGCUUAUAAAAAAUCGUCGGUAUCUUUUUGUUCUUACAAGCACAAACGACCUGGAAAUUGGAACAAACCUUUUUACUUUUGAAGUUGUCUCGAAAUCUUUCAAUAACUCAUGCAUAAGUAAUUUUCGUAGCCAUUAUGUUAUCUGAACAUGUGCUCUCAUCUCAUGUCCCUUCCGUUUCCAAAUUAGAAAUAGUGACUGUGCAUGAUUGAUUAAUUUAACAACUUCAAUGCCUCAAUGGAAUAUUUCAAUGAAGAGACCUUGUCCAUAUGCUACUUCCACUAAAUGUUUUCCAGCUUUUAUGUAAAUACUUUAUGUUAGUCAUUAUAAUAAAAAAUACGAACUUUCCGAUAAUAAGCACCCAAGCCUAGAAGGAUUUCCGAACAAUGCGUGCCUGUUAUUUGCACAUGCCCAAACACUAACAGCCGCUUACCUUUUAUCGCCAUGCGCAUGCUGGUAUCAAAUGCCAGAAAUUACUGACCAUAAUAACUAACACACUAACUGCGCUCUUUGUUGUUAACUAAGUUAAAUUGCAUUUAACUGCAUUAAGUCCGAAUGCUCACUGCAUUAAGUCCGAAUGCUCCCUACUUGGUGGCACUAUUUUGGGUCAAUCAGACUAUCUGUUCAUGUGUAUAUAUUAGCUAAUUCAUUAAGUUGCACUACACUACAGUGCGGCGUACUGUACUUAUACCGGUCAGGAACGCUGAAUGAGGUUGCACCAUUUUCCCCAUCAUUUCUACUCGUCUGAGUGUGUAUUCACUGUAUUGUGGGGUUACUUCUCAGUAUGUUGUUAUUUCUGUGAAUGUUGGUAUUUAUGUCUAUGUUGCUGUUAUUCAUUUCAACACGCAUGCAAAUGAAGACUAUGCUUGUGCUUACAAGCCUUUACACCUGCGGUCUUUUUUACACCUGACCAAAAACAUUCAAGAUGUUGUAUAUUAUUUUGAAAGGGCAUGUGAAGUCAUACCACGCGCUGCAAUCUGUCAUGGAAUUUUGCUGGUACUGAUAAAAAGCAUCCAUUGAACACAUUUUUAUUUUGUUAGGAAACAGAGGAUAUGGGAUUGCAUCAACGAGAACUUCAAAACAAAACAGCUGAUCUUGGUUUCACUCUG